AUGUCUUAAUUAAGAGUUGUUUUAUUAGGAGUCCUUGGCAAUGGAAAAACAUCUUUAUUUAAUAAAAUUACUUCAGCAAAUGAACCUGUAACUUAUGGAGGAAAAUCAGUCACAAAAUAAAUUGUUAUUGGACAAUCAAUGCAUGGAGAAUUUGAAAUUGUAGAUACACCUGGAUUUGAAGCAAGAGAAGAUAAAUUACUACAUGCAGCUGGAGUUAUUGCAGCUUUAUCAUAAGGAAAUGUUAAUAGAAUACUUAUUGUUGUUAAAUGCGAUAGAACAGAUUUGAUGAUAAAGAAUAUUAAAAAAAUAAUAGGUACAAUAUAGAGAUACAGAGAUUUUAUAACUAUUGUUGUUUCCUAUUGGGAUGAACUAAAAAGAAAUUAUAUUCAAAAUUAAAAAAAAAUAGAAGAGCUAAAAUCAGAAUUAAAAUAAGAGAUUCUAAACAAUUUUAAUGUUUCUUCUGUUAUAUUUUCUUCAAUUGAUGAUGAUCCUAAAACUAUCACUAAAGACAUUAUAAACAUUAUUGUUAAUUCUCGAUUUACAAAUAUUAAAUUAUUAGAAUCAGAAAUUUAUAGUCAAUUUGAUUUAUUAAGUUUAGAUGAUGAUAACGAAAAAGAAUAUAAUUCAUUUAUGAAUAAAAUUAAAAAUGCAUUUCGAAAAAUAUCACUAAAUUGUAUUAAGUAUAUAAAAAAAUAAAAUGUUAAUGAUCCUGAUUUAAUAGAUAAAUUACAUUUCUUAACAUUAGCAANAUUAGACUGGAGCAGCAACAACUGAUUAUUAGACAGGAUAAUAAGAUGGACUUGCAAAUGCAACUGGUGGUGCAUAUGUUCUUGGUGGUGAAUAUGCAACCGGCACUUAAGGAGCAUUCUAUACUGGUUAAGGUGGUCUUUGA
Molecule: messenger RNA, 892 nt
Organism: Paramecium sonneborni
Lineage: Eukaryota; Ciliophora; Oligohymenophorea; Peniculida; Parameciidae
Source: the annotation of a GenBank genome assembly